AUGGAAGGUGUAAGGGUGGCCGUUGCCGGUGGCCGGCGGCGCAGAGCGGAGCGGAGCCCGCUCGGGACGCGCCCCCGCGGCGGCGGCUCGGACGGGGGCGGCCGGUGCUACCAGAGCGGCGGCCUCAUGUUUUCCCCUAGCCAGGAGGAGCUGUGCGCGCUGAACAAGGAGCCCGUCAAGUACGGGGAGCUGGUGGUGCUGGGGUAUAAUGGAUCCCUCCCUAAUGGUGACAGGGGGCGCAGGAAAAGCAGAUUUGCCCUUUAUAAGCGAUCUAAGGCAAGCGGAGUUAAACCCAGCACUGUUCACGUCAUCUCUACUCCUCAAGCAUCAAAGGCAGUGUUUGCUCCAAGGAGUGACUAGAGCUGCUUCUUAAUU
Messenger RNA from Hirundo rustica (Barn swallow), 375 nucleotides. It is a transcript of the gene PELI2, whose product is annotated as pellino E3 ubiquitin protein ligase family member 2. Gene Ontology annotation, molecular function: ubiquitin protein ligase activity; protein binding. The transcript has 4 exons. The record is from RefSeq and is a predicted model, not a curated record. The coding region runs from base 1 to 360 and encodes 119 amino acids. Gene Ontology annotation, biological process: regulation of Toll signaling pathway; protein polyubiquitination. NCBI's taxonomy places the organism in Eukaryota, Metazoa, Chordata, Aves, Passeriformes, Hirundinidae.